CCUAUGUAAUUCUUCAUAAUUCACGUUACUUACUUAUUUAUGCAAAUUAGAGAAGUCAAUUGACAAACUUCUAAAAAACGACCUUUUUGUAACAAAGAAUUAUUCUGUCAAGUCAACAAAUCUGUCUGUCAUUUUAAUAACAUGUUAAAUUAUGUCACUCGAUGCAAAUUAAUAACUUUUCUGCACAAAUUAUGAUAACAGAUGUACAUGUGACUCAUAAACUGUAUCUCUUUUUAGUAGUUCUUUGACAAUGUUAUAAAUACAAGCAGCUAGAAGGGUCGAAAGACCAGUCGGAGGCAGUAGGGGCAGUCGGAAUGUCACUUUGGUGAAGUGUGUUUCUGUGUUAUUGUUUGGCAAAACAAGUCAAAGAACAUGUAAAGGGAGUACUACUUUGUGUUGUGUUAUGGUCUUUGGUGGACAGUGGAAUUAAUAUGGCCACUAAAGUAAUAAAUAUUUGAUGUUUACAUACGUGUUGGUUUCGCUCGUUCUUUAUCAUCAAAAGCACAUGAAAAACACGGAACCUCAUGUGUUUACCCUAGACAACCAAAUUUAGAGCCAGCAUCAGCAACGAGACACCGCAGCGAUCCAGCAAGCAGCAGCGAUUACUACAAUACAAUAUUUUGUAAUGGCGCCAACCUAACAUCAAGUGCUAACAAGCUCCGUAAAUGGGAGUGAAAUAGUGCGUUUAUCAGCAAUUAGCAAAAGAUAUCUACGACGACUUUUGGCGGUCCAUUUACAAAAGUGGGGGCUCGUCCGGGAUCUUUAAGUGCAUCGAUGAUAAUAGUGCAGCGAUAAAUUUCGUAAGUGCUUGGCACUCCAAAAAAAAAAUUUUUUUAUUUGUGCAUUGUGGCAACAGUGAAAAUAUGUCAAAAAAUAAAUAAAUAAAUAAAGUGUGUUUGUGCGACUACGAAAAACUAUCAUCACACCGCUCGGAAGAUUAACGUCUGGAUUAUGUCAAUGGAUUUCAUCAAUCAAGACUUCAGCUUCAAUAAAACCGAAUAUAAGUGAAGAAAGCCAACAAGAACACCGACCACGACAUCAUAGCAUAGACAUAAAGCAAGGUAUUUUGUUGUUGUUGUCAUUUAAAAUAAGUAAUUGUUAACAUGUCUCUACCUGAGAGGGAUGAGAUCGUAGGAAAUGUAAAAAUUGAACCAGGGGGUGGUGAACAAUUAAACUUAACAGAGUGGCUAGCAGAGUUUGCAACUCAAAUAAGCUCGCAACUUAAACAAUCAAGUGAGCAAUUAAGUUUGGAUUUUAAACAAUCAAGUGAAGAAAACACAGAUAGACUGGAUAAGUUAAGUUUGGAUUUUGAUCUAUUAAGUUCUCAUCUCAAUGAGAAGUGCGAGGAAAUUAAAACUACCCUCAGUAAGAACACUAGCGAACAGUUGAUACACUUCAGAAAAGAAUUUCAAGUUAAAGUUGAAAGUUUAAAUGAAAACAUACAAGCGAACACAGACAGCAUUGCUGUCAUUUACAACAGAGUAGAUACUGAAGCUAAAAGAUUAGAUCAGAGAAUAGACAAAACAUCAGAAAACCUUAAACAAGAAUACAACCUGUAUACCACUAAUGUAGAUACAAAAGUAGAAAAUAUACACACUAAAUGUACACAAUUGGAAGAUGCAUUGAUGUCAAAACAAAUGUUUUACAAUCAAAAUACAAUGUAUGGACACAUCCAAGUGAAAUGCUUUCCUGGUGAAAAUCUGCACCCUAUUGACUUUAUUCACCAAUGUAAAGAUAUGUUUGUUGUAGGAAUGUCAGAUAACAUAAAAAUUAAGUUAGUAAAACGGUUUCUAGAAGGGGAGGCCCUAUCCUGGGCAAAUGAGAAUAAUGAUUCUUGGAAUACUUUUGAAGAGUUUGAAGCUAAAUUUAUUUGCAAAUUUUGGUCACAAUCCAUACAAGCCAGAUUAAAGUCAGAAUUUCUAAAUGGACCAGUGUAUAGAGGGAAAGUAGGGGGAAUGCAAAAAUUUUGCAGAGAUCAAUUGAAAAAACUUGCUCAUUUAAAUAACUCUUUUGAUAUUAUAACACAAAUUGAUGUUUUAAAAAGGAGAUUACCAGAGAGACUGCAGUGGGAAUUGGUCCAUGGACCAGACGAUUCAAUGGAAGAGUUCCUGAAAUUUGUAGAUAGAUUAGAUAGGGCCUUGGAAAGAGAAAGUAACCAAAGUUUUGGCUCUGGCAACAACCAGUAUGGGGGGUGGAGCAGGAAUGUAAAUAGAGAUUAUUAUGGGAGGAGAAACUUUGAAAAUUCUGGAAAUAAUGCUCCAAAUAGGGGAGAUAUGAGAUACGAAAAUGAUUUCAGAAACAAUACACAGGAGGGAGGAUGGAGGAGAGAUAACAGGAAUGAUAGAAAUAGGUAUUGGGGAAGAGAACAAGAGAGAAGGGGGUUUGUUGAAACUAGUGAACAAAACGACAACUACAAACGGACAGACCGAGGAAACCAGCCGGGAAACGGUGGACAGUCCCACUAG
This is a messenger RNA of Schistocerca nitens (vagrant locust), 2465 nucleotides long. RefSeq lists its product as uncharacterized. The transcript has 2 exons. NCBI's taxonomy places the organism in Eukaryota, Metazoa, Arthropoda, Insecta, Orthoptera, Acrididae. Bases 1104 to 2465 code for a protein of 453 amino acids. The record is from RefSeq and is a predicted model, not a curated record.